CGUCACGGUCGUCGGCAGCCCUGUCGUAAAGCGACAGCGCUGUCGUGCAGUGUCGAUGGAGCUGAACUUUAAACCAUGGCUGUAGGAGAGACGUGUGUGUUUUUAUCUUCUUAUUGGAGAACUCCAGUUAGCGUGUCGUCAGUGAACUCGGGGGUCUCAAUGGUUUAACAGAACCAGCGACGUGAACAGGAGGAGACUCGCUUAAACUGAAGGUUGUGUGUGCAGUCUGAUGAUGGGUUCCUGGCAUCCAGUGAAGAACCUCAGAGACUAUGCAUCCCAUAAUCCUCCAAUGGUGACCUUUCUUCUGUGUAUGUUGAGUCUGGUCAUCUCCUUCAUCUGCCUGGGCUCUUACAGCUACUCUCACACUCUGCCCAACCCCGACACAGCAAAGGACUGGAACCAGCUUCUGUCCUCCCUCUCUCAGCUCCAGCUGUGUACGAAAGCCAGUGCAGAUUCAUCUGUACUCGUGUCACCAGCUCCCUCUCUUCUGGUGGAACAGAAAAACGAUAAAGAGACAAUGGUUGACCCUACAAAAACGUCUUCUUCAGUCACACAUUUUCAUGUCAAGGUUCCUGUGGCGUUGACUGCCAGCUCAGCUCAUGGCUCUGUAAAACGCUUUGGUCUUUCCACUUCCUUGCGAGCCAGUCAACUACAUCUCGGUGGAAAUGAGAUUAUCAAUAUAACUCUAGAGUUUCUGACGGGAAAUAGAACCCACACCUGCCUCAACAUUAGUGCCCCAUCACACCUCCUGCCCCCGAGCCCACGUCCCAUGAAGUGUCCUGCAUUUAAGAAAAAUAUUUCACCCGUCCAUGUGGAAGUGAGCAACCAGCUGCCUGUGGCAUCACAAACCUGCUACAGUUUACGCAGCAAAAAUGACCCGACACUCACAGUCAUGUUGACACAGGAGGAGCGGAAUGUUGCAGUGCGUCAUCUGUUGGAAGUCAGUGUUUUCCUGCUCGGAGUUUGCAUGGUACUCUGUUUAGCUGCGAGUGUGAAACGUUCGCUAUUGCCCUGCUACAACUGGAAAGGGCUGGAUCUAAAACAUGAACCAUUGAUUGACUCCUGAUCUUUCCUGACCCUCUGCAUCCUGUAGAGAGCAGCUGGUUGCUGCUUUUAAAGAAAGUGACCUCAUGAAUGUGUUUAAGUGGAGCAUCCCUCUAAUAAGAAACUGAAGCUCUAUACUGCAUCCAAGGGAGAAAUUGAAAUUGAGGGAUAUGAUGAAGAAAGAGUAUAUUUUGCAGUUGGAUCAUGGUUCAAUGGGAACAACUUUUCAUCACAUAAUGCCUUAACUGGUGGCUGGUCAUAUACCACUCCCCAGUCUGUUUGUGAUAUACAGUACAUUCCAGGGAUUAUUAACUUUCAAAACUUUUCUACUUCAAUUAUAUCCCGGAAUCAUUCUUAGUACCUUGUAAAUAAUUAUCUGAUUGCACUCAACUUUGUCAGGUUUAAAUAUACCAUUUUUUUUUUUCAAUUAAAAAUAAAAAAUGCACGUUAUUUGACCACUGUUGAGUAAUAAUAUAAUAUACCCUGUUCCUAUCAGCAGUUGUACUAGUUGUGUUUUAUUACUUUAAUGGACAUGUCUGACAUUGAUCAUAGAAGUCAAAUGUACAGAUCCACAGCGUGAGUAUUUUUGGAUUCACCCAGAGACUAUGUAAUGAAUUGUGACUUUAAUAUUGGGGGACAUUUUCAGAAGUGAUUAUUGAAGAGACAUUGACAGGUUUCUAACUCUUGUUGUUUGUUUUCUAAAUUUCAACAUUUGGUGUUAAACGGAUACAACGUGAAA
Molecule: messenger RNA, 1783 nt
Organism: Pleuronectes platessa (European plaice)
Lineage: Eukaryota; Metazoa; Chordata; Actinopteri; Pleuronectiformes; Pleuronectidae
Exons: 7
Coding region: 230-1066 (278 amino acids)
Source: RefSeq, a predicted model, not a curated record